Molecule: messenger RNA, 483 nt
Organism: Lichtheimia ornata
Lineage: Eukaryota; Fungi; Mucoromycota; Mucoromycetes; Mucorales; Lichtheimiaceae
Exons: 3
Coding region: 1-483 (160 amino acids)
Source: RefSeq, a predicted model, not a curated record
AUGGCUUCCAGCAGUGCGGCGGGCCCUUCGCAUUCGCAAACCAUUGCGCCUCACACAGAGUUUUUCCCUGACAUUGCACUCGUGCUUCCCAACAAAGGGAGCAUGGCUCGCGAUAUGUUGGCCAACGAACGCAACUUUUUGACCUUUUUCAAGUUAUCUUGUACGCUUACAGUGCUUGGUUUCACCAUCUUGCUCAAGUUUCGAUUUCCUAGUGGGGGUAGUACCGACGACGAUGACGGAGAUUGGGCCGACAACUCAGUUACGGAGCCCAUCGGUUACUGCUUUGUAGCCAUUGGAUUGACAUGUUUGUUCGUGGGAGUGCGCAAGUACUUUAUGACCCAGCUUCAAUUGGCCAAGCAAGUCAGCUUUCUACCACAAGGAAAGAUCGCAUUCGGUGCUGUCAUCACUAUCUUUUUCCUCGCAUGUAUUGUUAUGGUCCUCGCUUCCCUCAAUUCCGAUCUCUUUGUUUCACCAAACAAGUAA